Messenger RNA from Python bivittatus (Burmese python), 3459 nucleotides. The record is from RefSeq and is a predicted model, not a curated record. Lineage: Eukaryota; Metazoa; Chordata; Lepidosauria; Squamata; Pythonidae.
UGGAAUAAUGAUUUUCCCCCUUUUCAGGGCUGGCAUUGGAUUGCCAGCUGUGUUAAAGACAAGGCAAGCUGUUUGCCAGUCUACUAAAAUCAAGCACAGGUGGCUUUAUUUCCAGUACAGUAGUUCUUAAAGUUUAAAAUUACCAGUACACUCCAUGGGACAUUCCUGAACAACCAACACCUUUCUUCCAAAUAGCAACAUGUGGAUUUUUCUAAAUCUACCUGAGGCUGGAGUUUUUAAUUGAGUAGAGCAUCAACAACAUGGACAGUGUAGCUUUAUUCAACAUGCUAGAGUGUCCAGUGUGCCUGGAAAAGCUGGAUAUUUCAGCCAAGGUGCUUCCAUGCCAGCACACAUUCUGUAAGCCUUGUCUCCAGAGAAUUUUGAAAUCGCACAAGGAGCUGAGAUGUCCUGAAUGUCGAACUCUUGUUCUCAGCAAUAUUGAAGAACUGCCUUCCAACCUGUUUUUGAUACGCUUAUUGGAUGGAAUCCAGUUUGGACCAAACAUGAUGAAGUUUGGCUCACUCCAAAGAUCCUCAACCUCCUCUGCUCCUGCUUCCAUCAGGAAUAUGGGGGGAGGGCCAAAAAACAUAGAACUCAAUCAACAUCGGAUAACUUCCAGUCCCAGGAUUCCUUUGGAAGAGGUUCCCCGGGCUAAAGCCUUAUACAGCUACAGAGGACAGAACCCUGGAGAACUGAGAUUCAACAAAGGAGACAUCAUUAUAUUAUACCGUCAGCUGGAUGAAAACUGGUAUCUAGGAGAAAUCAAUAGGGUCAGUGGAGUUUUCCCAACAAAUGCCGUGCAAGUUAUCAAACAAUUGCCACAGCCACCACCACUGUGCCGAGCACUAUAUAAUUUUAAUCUGAAGUCCAAGAAUAAAAAUGAAAAAACAGAUUGCCUGCCAUUUCAUAAGGGUGAUAUAAUCACUAUAAUCAGUCGAAUAGAUGAAAAUUGGGCAGAGGGCAAGUUGGGUGAUAGAACUGGAAUUUUCCCCAUCUUGUUUGUGGAGCCAAAUACAACAGCACAGCAACUUCUUCAGAGGAGCAAAACUUACCAGUCUUCCACCCUGAAAUGUGCUUCUCCUUUACAAAAGUUCUUACCUAGACCAAAAGGGGUAGAGUCACCCACUUUCUGCAAAGGAUCUGAAUCCAGAAGGAAGAGCGUGAGGCAGUUCUCUAUUACGACUGCCCUAAAUACCCUCAACAGGAUGGUCCAUUCGCCCACAGGAAGGCAGACUUUGGAAAUCAGUUCUCCUGUGCUCAUCAGUUCUAGCAACCCUUGUGUGGCUAAAAAGAACCAAGAGAAAUUAGAAGUCCCAUAUAACAUACCAGAACAGGUCAGCCCUUCCUGUUACGUGGACCCUGAAGCCAUGGGGCACUCUACAGCCAUUGUCAGCCUUCCCCACUUACAGCAACAUCUAUCUUUGAAUAUGUGCGUCGCGUUGCACUCCUAUACGGCUCACAGUCCAGAUGAGCUCAACUUGCGAAAAGGAGAAGGCAUUCGUGUUUUGGGAAAAUACCGUGAAGGUUGGCUGAAAGGAAUGUCAUUGAUCACAGGAAAAGUCGGAAUCUUCCCCAGCAAUUAUGUUGCUCCAUUUUUCAGAAAAUCCUCCAGCUUCUCUGAUUCAAAAAUGCCUUCCCUUUAUGCAACUUGGACAUUAUCCACUUCCUCACUUUCAUCCCAGGGAAGCAUCUCAGAGAAUCGCCCAGGACAAAGCAGACCUCUGAAAUCUCUGGCUUCACCUGUGAGGAAUCUCUCUUUGCCCAGCGCUUCAGGGCACGCAGCAUCCCUGAGAAGAGGACGUAGUAGCAAUAAGAAAAAUGGAUCUUUACAGAAACCUUUGCAACCAGGAGCCCUUAUUCCAUUCACCAACUCUCUUCGGCGGCCUCCUCCAACUCCAGUACGAUCCCAACAAACUCCAAUAUAUCAGUCUAUUUCCACUUUGCCCCGAGGAGUUGGCUCAGCUGAUACAGGAAUCAAACUGAGCACCUCCCAUAAUUCUUCCUUAGUGCUAUUGCCCCGAAGCGGAGGCAGCAGAGCUCCUUCUGUGUGUAGCUCAGUCAUUUUGGAUACCAAUGAAGUACCAAAGAAUGAACUAGCUGUAAAGCCACCUGUAUCUGCUCCACCUUCCAUUCUGGUGAAACCAGACACCUUCAAAAACACCACUGAGAAGCAAGUGAAAACAGUGAGAUUUCAGAACUACAGCCCGCCACCAUCCAAGAGACAUAAUUCUGUAUCUUCACCAAACCUCUCCAAUAGCAAACAUGAACAAAGAGUGAUUACAGAAGCAACACAACCAGAAUCGAACAUCAAGGGCCCAGAAAUAUUGGCUUUAUAUUCCCAUCGCAUUAUCCCUAGUUCGGUUAAUCAGAAGAGGAUGCCACAGCACAAGACCUCACCACUGGACCUUUCUAGCCAAGCGGGUCACCCAACCUUUCCUACAAAAAAGAAUUAUAAUAGCAUCUCUGAGAACUGAGAAGUUUAACCCUAUUUAAAUGGCUUUGUUUUGGACAUGCAUUAUUACUCAUUGUUUGUAAACAAGCAAAAGGAUCAGCAACCAUAUAGGAUAUAGGUUCUAGAUCCAAUCUGCUAAUAACUUUUAAAAUGUUUAAAUUUUACCAAUGGGCUCAGCCUCUUUUAGGAGUCUAGAAUCUCACUGAUGCUUAUGAGAUCUCACAUCUCCCCACAAUAUGGGAAGUUCUUGUUUUGUGUGGCUCAGAUCUACACCUCACGCUGCAUGAGCUGCAAUGUCCUUCGUAUGCAAAAACUAGCACAGUUGCAGUGUCAAUUCUAUUAUCAUUGUUAGAUCAAAAAUUAAGCAAGGAAAGGAUUGGGAGUAUGGAGGCUAUUCAAAAUCCACAUUGCUCUAAAUUCAAAACCUCUACAAUUCAGCUGUGAACAAGAACAAAGAGUUGUUUUGUUUUGUAUUCUGACCAGUUUUUAAGCACAGUUUAACCACUAUCCUUUCUUUCCCUCUUUUGGGGCUGAGCUGUCAGAUUUUUCUUAUACCUUAAUGUUUCCAUUUGCACUUUUCAUUUAUAUUAGAAUUCAGAAUGCUUAUUUUUUUAGAAAUUAAAAAUCAUUCCCUGCUUCAAAAACAUUAUCUCCAAGGGAGAUAAUGGAAUAAACUCACGGAGCAAUUCUCACUCAAUUGAAGGACCUAUCAGGCUUUCAUCCACGCAAUGAUUAAGACCAACUUCUCAGAUUUUCUCCCUGGCUACCUAGCCUCAGCAAUAAACAGAAUUGGAACUCUAUCGUAUUAACUAGUUGUGACUGAUGUUUAGGGUAGCGUUAUAUAUGCAGCUUCAUUUUGUUCCCCUUAUUAGCUCAAAGGUGGUGCCCUCUAGCCUGAAGUAAGGGAACACACCAUUUUGUGAUUGCUCCUGCAGGGUCAUGUCAAUAAAUGUUGGAGUUCAUAUUCUUGGAUGAUUGCAUAGAACCAAUGAAGCUAAUGCAACACA